AUGAAAUAUCCGUCGCUGGAGGUGGCUUUUCCACCAGUGAACUUUAAUAAACAAGAAAUAUAUGAUCUUGACUUCAAUUCAGCGGGAGAUCAGGUGAAAUUCUACCCUUCUUUACUUCAAAAAACGUUCAUGCAUAACCAUUAUUUACUGAACCGUGGUAAACCAUAUUUCCAGAUUGCAGUUUCUUCUACCAAAGUGCUACAGAUACUAUCCACAAAGGAUGGUAAAUGUAUUUAUUCAUUAGAGCGACCAAUUUCUCAAAAAACUACUGAAUGCCAAUUUAGAGCGUGCCGAUUUGGUAAAGGAAUGUCGGACGGAUUCAUUUUUUCCGUAGUCAAUUCGUCUAAUAAAACAAAAGCAUUCAUAGUUAAAUUGAGUGCUAACACAUGGGAAAGAAAUGUAACGAAGGUUGUCUCGAGAAAACCAAUUACUACAUUCGCGAUAAGCGAAGACGGCAAUCUACUCGCAUUCGGAGCCUCAGAUAAUAGUUUGGGAAUAUGUGAUACUCGAACUUUAAGGGUCCUUCUUACCAUACCUAACAUACAUAGCUUUCCGAUAACAUCUUUGGGUUUUAACCAUGAUUCAACUAUAGUCGUAAGCGGAUCCGUAGACAAUACAGUUCACAUUACACAGCUUCCAGAAAAAUUUAGUGCUGGGAUCAUAGGGAAAUAUAAAUUAUUGGCGAUCGUUCUGUCGACCCUAACUGUGAUACUUGCAUUUUUUUAUCAAAUGUAUUUAUUGGGAGAACAAUAA
Acaulospora morrowiae is the source of this 753-nucleotide messenger RNA. The record is from the annotation of a GenBank genome assembly. NCBI's taxonomy places the organism in Eukaryota, Fungi, Glomeromycota, Glomeromycetes, Diversisporales, Acaulosporaceae.